This is a messenger RNA of Uncinocarpus reesii 1704, 510 nucleotides long. RefSeq lists its product as uncharacterized. NCBI's taxonomy places the organism in Eukaryota, Fungi, Ascomycota, Eurotiomycetes, Onygenales, Onygenaceae. The record is from RefSeq and is a predicted model, not a curated record. The transcript has a single exon. The coding region runs from base 1 to 510 and encodes 169 amino acids.
AUGAAUCUUCGAGUAAAUACGGGAUUGGUCUUUAAGCAGAAUAAUGAUCGGGAGCAAAUGUACGCCUCGAGGGAAACCGACUCUGACCAAGCAGCGAAGGAGCAAGUAGAUGCAUACAAGCAACCUCCUUCCAGGCCGAUGACCUCCCCUCCUUCUGCAGUCACUGUGUCUUCGUCGUCGGCAGAUGAUUUCACAAGUGGAAUGUCUUAUUGCGCGUCCCAUCCGAGCAUACCGUCAGUUGUGUCCGGGGCAUCAUCUCUUUCGAAUGAUGGCUCCCAUCUAUAUUCUGGGGUACAUGACAAGGACCCUGACAAGGUACCGCCCUUACUCCGAACUGGAGAGACCGUCACGAAUGCAAAGAGUACGUAUGAACGGCCGCAUGAAGAUGAGUUAAGGUAUGAUUGCGACGACGAGGAUGACGGCGAAAGCAGCGAUGAAGGCAUCACCUUUGGCAGGAAAAGGUCAAAAUCGGCUGGCGACAAGUCGAAAAACGACUACAUGAGACCAUGA